Messenger RNA from Alosa alosa (allis shad), 2430 nucleotides. It is a transcript of the gene cuedc2, whose product is annotated as CUE domain containing 2. The transcript has 9 exons. The record is from RefSeq and is a predicted model, not a curated record. Lineage: Eukaryota; Metazoa; Chordata; Actinopteri; Clupeiformes; Clupeidae. The coding region runs from base 288 to 1139 and encodes 283 amino acids.
CUUUUUCUCCGUAGGCCUACCGUCUAUGUUCCAAAAAUGUAAUAUUGUAUCUCUGUAGCUGGCAACUACGUUUACGAGGAAAUGAUGUCAGAGGUUUUGAACUUGAGUGACGGCGGGUAGUCUGGUAGCAGUGUUCUGUUUACCAUUUAGCUGUUAGCAUCUCAUAGUGCUGGUUAGCUUGCAGCUGCACUUACGACGCUGAUACCGUUAGCGGUAGUGACCGUACUUUGAGCAAGAAGUCGGAGCUUCACUGCCUUAAUUAAUCUCACCGGUUGAGUAGAAGGCAAAUGAUGGACCUUCACAAAAUCAUCCAAGAUGCCCUUUAUGACUUCAUCCAGUCAUACAUUCCUGAUGCAGACUUAAGCACUUUAGAUGAAGUGCUUUUAUCCUACAUCACUGGUGUCCUGGAAGACUUGGGAUCUCACGGAAGCGCUGAAGAGAACUUCGAUGUCGAAGUUUUUGUUGAAAUGUUGGAAGCUUACAUUCCUGGUUUCGCGGAAAUAGACAGCGUCAAAGUCUGUGAAAUGAUGUUCAGCUUGGCUGCAAAACUAGCCUCAGCUCGGGACACAGAAACCACUGAAUCAAAGCGUGUGGAGAGCAACUGGAGUCUUACACAUAGUUCCUCUAACUCUGAGACGCCAGUGAGAGACAUGCACUUUUACUCAACAGAUGGAGCAACAGCUAAGAUUGCACAAGAUGACAGCUGUGAGUGGGACAGCCAGGAGAAUUUGCUACUUGAGAUGUUCCCCAAGUGUAGUGUGACUGAGGCUAGAAGUGCCCUAUCCAUCGCUAAAGGAGACAUGGAGGAGGCAGUGAGACUCAUCAUUGAAGGAGAUGUGCAACUCAGUCCCAUACCUCUUGUUAAUGCUAAUCAGGGGAAGACCCAAUCAUUAAAAGCAGAUCAGAAAUUGAAGGAAAGCAUUUUAGAGAAAUACAUGUUGGUAGACAGUGAAGAAGAUAAGAAAACCCACAGGCCAGUCACUCCAAAAGAUGCUCCAAAGAAGCUGGUCCGUUACCACGAUAAUCAAGUUGUGACAACAAAAGGAGAACGAUACCACCAGGUCAAGAAAGAGGAAACAGAUGACAUGAAGAGAACCUAUGUAAGUCUGAAGCCAGCACGCAAAUACAGAUUCCAUUAAAGAACACUGUGAAUGAAGACCAGUUCCAUUUGUGUGCUUUAUUUAGGCCUGUUGUCUUUUGCCAGUUUAAUAUGUAAAUAUUAACCAUUUUGCAAUGAGUGUCUUUUUUUGCAAACCUCAGCCAUUAAAAUCCUAUUUAUUCAAAUAUUACAAUUGUUUUUGAAGCAUCUAGUUAAUAGAAAUUGUCUUAUUUGUUUUUGUUUUUUAUUAUCAUUAUAAUAAUGUACUGUAUCCCAGCAGAAACACAUCUUAAAGCAGUUAGUGUUUAAUGGUGGUUUGGGCUGCAUUGUCUUGUUUAAAGCAGUUAAUGUUUAAUGGUGGUUUGGGCUGUAUUGUCUUGUUUAAAGCAGUUAGUGUUUAAUGGUGGUUUGGGCUGCAUUGUCUUGUUUUCAAAACAUUAUGUUCUUUCUAUAAAGUGUUGAAAGAUGAUUCAACUCAGACCACCUAUCCACGAAUAAGGCUGUAUACCGUAGCUGUUUAACAAAACUUGAACUAAUAUAUGCAUACUCCUGUUUUACUUUCAGCAGGUCUGAUGUGAUAUUGUGUUAUUUGUAUAUAUUUCUUUUUUGUGAUACCAUUUACUUUUACAAAUCCUAGGCAAAGUAGAGAUUGACUUAAUGCUUUUUUUGCAUGCAGUCUGGUUCUCCAUCAAUUGGAUUAACUACUGAAUGAUGUGUCAUACCAUUAUUGGACCAUGUUGCUGAAUAGCAAAAUUACAUUAAUUAUUUUAACGUUUUAGUGUUUUGAUAGCAGAUCAUCAUCUCCUCAAAGUUUCAAAUGACUCGCUCUUUAUUUUUAUAUACAGAUAUAUAGAUUUGAAAAGUUUGCAAUGAACUACUCUCAAGGAUACUCUUUAAAAGUCCAUCUUUUGCACAAGGGCCUAGGGUAGAACUGUUGGAAAAUUAUGUAUUUUAAACAGCUGGCAACACUUUUUCAAAGUUCAUUAUGCAUAGUAUUUCAUAUUGUCUCAGUUCACAACUGAGAUGUUUUUUUUGUUUCAAGUUUGGUUAUAUUUUGUGUAUGUGUGACAUUGUAAAGCUUUUAUUUUGUUGUUUUAAAUACGGCAAGAUUUACUGAGGGACUGAAGGUGGUGUUUUGAAACUGAUUAUUAAUUUGAUGGGUGAGCAGUUUGUUUCCUUUUUCUAGUGUUUUGUCAUUUCACAUAUGUGUGAGUAUGAUACUCAUGCACAAGUGAAGCUGGCUCUUGCCUCUGUAACAUAAGACUGUUCUAAAUUGGUAUGUAGUGCAUACUUAACAUGUUGAAUAAAAUCAAAAUGUUGUUUACCAUGAA